AACGUACAGUUCUCCACGUUGGACCAGACGCAAUCAAUACAUAGUUGAGUUACAAGAUUCUCCAGUUGGAUUGAAUACAUUGUAAGAAGUUCAUUAAACGGCAAAUAUAAAGUUGCUGCUUUGUCUGGACUUCGACAGAAGAACAUGCUAAAUCCGGCAAACGGUGACCCGGUCCACGUCGUUACAAAUUAUGUGGAAGAAUAUUUGGACUUGGUCGAAUCACUGCCAUUCGACCUACAGAGGAGCGUGUCUCUCAUGAAAGAAAUUGACGCCAAAUACCAAGAUGUCCUGCAUGAGCUGGAUGAUGCUUAUGAGCGCUACCGUCAGGAGUCCGACCCUCUCCAGCGGCGCAGAAUGCAGCUGUCCAUCCAGAGAGCUCUCAUCAGCAGCCAGGAGCUAGGAGAUGAGAAGAUCCAGAUUGCUGGGCAGAUGGUGGAGUUGGUGGAGAACCGUAGCCGACAGGUGGACUGGCAUUCUGAGCUCCUCCAUGCCUCCCAGGAGAUCCCAGAGAUCCAUGUACCCACAUCAACUGCUUUGAUGACGACUGCAGCCUCCAUGAUGUCAACGUCGGCAGUGACAACCACACCGGGCAAAGUGGGUCACCACGACAAGAGGCGUGACGAGGUAACGCCAGGCUCAGUCGGUGGAGGGGAAAAGUCUGUCGGGAAACGUUCGCGGCGGCAGAAGAACGGAGAGAACCGGGAGAGCUAUGGAGGCAUGGAUCAUGGUGAUGAGGCGGGCAUGGGGGCAGCCAGGGAAAAGAGGGCCAAAAUGUCAUCGUCCAAGAAGAAGAAGAGGUCAAAGGGCAAGUCAGAGAGGGAGGUGUCACCCCCAGACCUGCCCAUCGACCCAGAUGAGCCCACCUACUGCCUGUGUGAACAGGUGUCUUACGGCGAGAUGAUUGGCUGUGAUAACGACGAGUGUCCCAUCGAGUGGUUCCACUUCUCCUGUGUGGGGCUGCAUCACAAGCCCAAGGGGAAGUGGUUCUGCCCCAAAUGCAGGGGUGAGAAUGAGAAGACCAUGGACAAGGCCCUGGAGAGGGUGAAGAAGGAGAGGGCCUACAACAGGUAGCUGCUCUACCUGGCCCAGUGAACGUUGUUUGUGGUCAUGUUUUUUUAUUGUAUUUUUCUACUCCCAAUUAGUAUCAAUGCUGUUUGAAAAUGAAUACUUGGGGCCUCCCGAGUGGCGCUUCAGUCUAAGGCACUGAGGCGUCACUACAGACCCGGGUUCGUUCCCAGGCUGUGUCGCAGCCGGCCGACCCAUGAAGCGGCACACAAUUGUCCCAGCGUCUCCGGGUUAGGGGAGGCCUUGGCCGGCCGGGGUGUCCUAUCACGCUCUAGCGACACUUUGUGGCGGGCAGGGCGUAUGCAUGCUGAAUCGUGUCGCUAGUUGUACAGUGUUUCCUCCGACACAAUGGUGCGGCUGGCUUCCAGGUUAAGCGAGCAGUGUGUCAAGAAGCAGUGCGGCUUGGCAGGGUCGUGUUUCGGAGGAAGCAUGGCUCUCGACCUUCGCCUCUCCCGAGUCCGUACGGGAAUUGCAGCGAUGGAACAAAACUCUAGCUACCAAUUGGAUAUCACAAAAUUGGGGAGAAAAGGGGUUAAAAAAAAACAAAUGAAGAAUUAGAAAGAGGGACAUGUCAUUUUAGUAAAGGCUGUACUGUAAGAUGGACAUCCUAGUUCAGGACCACUGGUUUAGAGCAGAUAUGUAAUACAGAUGUUUGUUGACGCUAGUGUAUCUUGCAUGCAACCAUACUAGCCAUAUUGCUCCGAACAAAUAAAACAUUUUAACCAAGA
Molecule: messenger RNA, 1793 nt
Organism: Salvelinus namaycush (lake trout)
Lineage: Eukaryota; Metazoa; Chordata; Actinopteri; Salmoniformes; Salmonidae
Product: inhibitor of growth protein 1-like
Exons: 4
Coding region: 145-1071 (308 amino acids)
Biological process (GO): positive regulation of DNA-templated transcription
Cellular component (GO): nucleus
Source: RefSeq, a predicted model, not a curated record